GUUUCAUGCCAUGCAUGCACACACUUAAAAGUUAUAUAUAUGAGUUGCAAAUGUUUGCAAAACUCAGUACACGCCUACAGGAAAAAAGGGACCACAUUGCAAAUUGGAUUUAACUUAAUUUUCAUUUAAGGAACAGAAAUCAAAAAAGAAGAAUUGGUUUUUCCUGAUUAUUGUGUUUUCUAUUUAAGAGUAUAUAUAAUUUAAUUAUUUUAAUGUAUGUUGUUUUUUUUAACUUGAUUUAGCAAUGCUAGUUGCUUUCUGUUUAGCUAGUUAUCUAUAGGUACAAGAACAGAAAAUAAAUACGUGUGAGAAUCAUACUAAAACAAAAAAUGAGCAAAAACAGCACAAACCACGGGAAAAAAGUAGAAAGAGAUAGAUGUAUAAUUUACAUGGCUAGGUUCACAACUGGAGGGGUACACCCUGUAUAUCCCCAUUUUUGAUUUUUAAAGCAAGAUGUAGCGUAUAUCAAAAAAUAAUAACAAUAAUAAAUUGUUUCACCACCUUUUUUCUAAAACCAUCAGUAAGUGACCAAAUGGAGCUAACAACGCUGUAUUUUUUUAAAGCCAUCAAAAUUAUUAUUGAGCUUGAACAAUGCCAUAUUUUCUUCUAAAACCAUAUUAAAACAAUGAAAGAGCUUAAAAAUCAUCCAAUUUUAUUUAACAAGAAACUUGUAGGAAAAAAACAAAAAAAUAAUCCUCAUUUUUGCAGAUCACUAUUAAUAUAACAUGUUUUGUUAAUUUUAUAAAUUUACCUUUUUUAGAAUAGCAUUAAAGACAUAGAUGUCUUCAAAAAAACCAAACUCACGUUUAACUGCACCAAAUGCAAAGAGGACAUCAAGUAGCAAAUCUACAACAAGAGCAAGUCCUAGCACCAAAUCAACAACAAAAAGAAGUCCCAAUAGUAGAUUAAAAGGAACUGCAAGCAGAAGAUCAAGAAAUAAAAAAGAGCCCGAACAAGUCACACAAGUGGAGACAGUAGAGAAAGAAGAGGAGGAAACUGUUUUGAAUAAAGAAGAAAUAACAGAAGAAAAACCUGACAUACAAAAUGAGGAAGUUCCACCAGUCAGUGAAAUAUCUGAGGAAGAAAAAAAUGAGAAUGAAUGCGUUGUUCUUAUUAAAGAACAAGUGCAUAUUACAGGACUUGAACCAUCUAUGUGGAAUGAGGAACAUGAAAAAGUGUUGAGGUUGUUUGUUCAAGAUAAUGACGAUAACAAUAGACUGUUGCUCUUUUUUCUGGAUCAGCAAAAAAAUCUUGUUGUUUCCAGAACGGUGCCACCCUAUUUUGUGAGUCAGUUAUUUUGCUUGACUCGCAAGAAAGAACAAAAGAUAUUAGCUGCUGAUUUCAGUAAAUGUGUCCAAUUUCAACUAAUUCGAGCCAAUUAUUGUGAAAAUUUGCUUCGUGUGAUGUCAGGAGUUUAUGGACCAAUGUUUUUUCACAAUAAGUCAUGGCCAGAAAGUAUAAAAAACGACUUUAUUGCACAUGUGCACAAGUUCAUGGCCACACUUACUGAUGCAAGGUAUAAAAUGCAAGGCAAAACUGUGUUGUAUGUUCCUAAUGAAGGUUUAGAUCUGUCUGUGGAAAAAGCAGCAAAGAGGAAAGAUUAUGUGCAGAGAUUAGAAAGUUCUAUGAUUCAUUGGACCAGGCAAAUUAAAGAAGUUCUCAACAGUCAAGAUGCUUAUGAGACUUCUGAGAAUGCAGGACCAUUAGAAGAGAUAGAGUUUUGGAGAAGUCGUUGCGAUGAUCUUUCUGGUAUAAGUGAUCAAUUAGAUAAAGCAGGAGUAAAGCAUAUACACGCAAUUUUAGAGCAUGCAAAGUCUUCCUAUGUGACACCAUUUAGAAAGUUGUCUAAACUUAUUCAGGAUGGUUUUAACCAAGCUCAAAGUAACUUGAAAUUUCUCUCUAUAUUAAAAACUCCAUGCGAAGAGCUUGUUGACAGUAAUCCUUCGCGAAUUUCUGAGUUGUUACCACAGCUGUUGAACUUAAUUCGCAUUAUUUGGGUCAAUUCUGAGUAUUACCGGUCAAGGGAACGAAUCACUGGGUUAUUAAGAAAAGUGAGCAAUGAGGUGAUUAGACAGUGCAGUACUAAAAUUUCACUUACAAACAUCUUUGAUGGCAAUGUUAAAGAUAGUGUUACUGGUUUGACUAACAGCAUUGCAUGUUGUGUAUCUUGGAAAGAAACCUACCACCAGAUAAGCAAAAUGCACCUGAGGUUUGGAGAAAAAGAAAAAUGGUUAUUAGACAAUACAAGCAUAUUUGCGCAAGUUGAUGCAUUUGUUCAACGUUGUAAGGACUUACUGGAGGUUUGCGAGGGCUUGGUUCAUUUUACUCAAAGAUCAGUCGGCUCAAAGAGGAACCAGCCAAUCUUUCCUGGUUUAAAAGGUCCUGAAAUUUCCAGAAGUUUAACAGAAGUUGAAGUAACCUUCAUGAAGAACCUUCAAAUUUUAAAAAAUGUAAAACACACAAUAUUAGAUGUAAAGGCUACAAGUUGGCAUGAUGACUACAACCGAUUUAGGUCUGGUGUAAAAGAUCUUGAAGUCAUGGUUCAGAAUAUACUAAAUUCUGCAUUUGAAACGAUCAAGACUGUGCAAGAGGGUGUUGAAGUUUUGGACAAUUUUAUUCAUUUAUCCUCAAGAGAAUCCAUUAGAAGAACAAUUGAUAAAAAGACAGUUGAAAUUUAUCAUAUUUUCUUGGAUGAACUAAACGCAGUAAAGAAAGAGUUUAAUUCUCAAAAUCCUUGCCUACCUCUCUUGCAACCUAAAUACGCAGGGUUAGCUGUGUGGGCUCGCUCAUUAAAGAAACGAAUUAGUCGACCAUUUAAUGUUUUAAAUAAAGCAACCUUUUUACCUCAAGUUGGGUUAGGAGAGGAGAUCAAACAGCAAUAUUUGCAGCUAGCUCAAGCACUUGAUGAUUAUGUUCGAAAGAUUUUCAAUGAAUGGACCACUACUGUCGAUAAAAAUACAAAUAAAUUGCUUGAUACUGCACUUAUGUGUCGUAGUGACCAACACUCUGGAAUGUUGGAUCUGCAUUUUGACAAGUCACUACUAAAAUUAUUUCAAGAAAUUAGCUACUGGGAAGGCUUAAUGUUUGAGAUUCCUCAUUAUGCUGCUGAUGUUUACUCAAAACGUGAAGAACUACGUGUGCUUCGUGAAAACGUGUUGCUUGUUGUUCGAGAUUACAACAGGAUUAUAGCUGUUUUGUCACCAGAAGAACGUGCACUGUUCAAAGAAAGAAUUCGUUUCCUUGAUAGAAAAAUUCAUCCAGGAUUAACAAAGUUAAGUUGGGCUUCUAAAGGAGUAUCAGAAUAUUAUGUCAAUGACUGUCGUGUAAAUAGUGGCAAAGUUCAACAAAUCGUCGAUGAAUACAAGCAUGCUAAUAUCAGCAUAAUGAAUAGUUGUCGUUCUAUAAGCGAGGAAAUGUUGGUGAAAAUUGACAGUAAAAAGGUUUUUGAUGACUUGGAAUUUGAUGAAGAUCAUAGAAGUCAUGCAGCUUUUAUUCAAGCUCGAUUGGAGAAAAAUCAUUCAGAUAUUGUAGAUACAAUGAGGAAAAUUUAUGAAGUUUUUAAAAAUGACAGUACUGAGAUACAAAAUAACUGGGUCCAGUAUACUGAGAAAAUUGACAAGAUGGUGGAAGAAGCCUUUCGAUUAAAUGUAAAAUGGUCACUUCAAGAGCUGUCACGUGCUAUAAAUGGCGACGGUAAAAACACACCUAACCCAUUGUUUCGUGUUAAAGUUGUUUUGGAGGCCAAUCAGGUUGAGUUUUCACCCUCCGUAAAGAAGUUAGCAAGUAUUAUAAAUACAGCUGCAAAGGAUUUGACAGAUCAUCUAGCUGUGUUUCAAAGGUUGCCAGAUAUUUUGACAAAUUAUAGAUCGAGAAAGCAGCCUAUUUACAUGGUGAUUGAAAAUGAUGAAGAAACCAAAAAAAUUCAGCUGAGUAUUAGUACAGGUGUUUCACAGAAUGCAAGCCAACUGAUAAAAUACUUAACUACUUGGGAUAGCUAUCGUGAAAUUUGGGAACUUGAUAAAGAAGCUUUUAUACGAAGAUAUCAAAGAUUAAAUCCUCCUGUAGCUUCAUUUGAUGCAGACAUUGCUCGAUACACAGAAGUUGCCAACAAUGUUCAAAAAGAAGAAACCAUUGUAAACAUCCAGUUUGUUUUGCUUGAUUCAUCACCACUUAAAUUUUCAAUUUUAAGUCAUUGUAAUGAAUGGCAGACUGGCUUUACAAAAGUUUUAAAAGAAAUGGCUACAUCCAAACUUUCUGAAUUACAUACAUUUAUGGAGAGGAACUCUAAGUUGUUACGAACUCCUCCAGAGAAUCUAGAACAUCUUAGUAGCAGUAUUAGUCUGUUGGAAAAUUUACAAGGCGAUCUAACAACCACUGAGGCCAAAAUACCACCUCUUCAUGAACAGUUUGUUAUACUUGAAAAAUAUGAAGUUGAAAUAUCCGAAGAGGUUCAGGAACAGCUGCAAACGUUAGGGCCAUCUUGGAUUGCAUUUCAACAGUGUUUGAUUGAUGCAGAUUCCAUGCUAAAGAAAAGUAAAGAGAAGUUUAGAUCUGGUCUUCUUGCAUCUGCUGAAGAUUUUAAAAAGUCUGUAAAUAACUUAGAAGAUGAGUUUGCUUUGCGUGGACCUGUCAAUGCUAAAACAUUUGUUAAUGAAGCAUUAGCAGCAACAAAAGCAUUCUCUCAGGAAGUAGAAACACUAAAAGCACAAGAAGCAACAAUUAGGAAAGGUCUAAAUAUUUUCAAGAUUGAACAACAACAAUCCAAAGCUUUGCAAAGUGUUGAGAAAGAAAUCAAUUUAUUAGAACAGAUUUGGAUGCUGACAUUGGAAUGGGAGGGGCUUUGGAUGGAAUGGAAAUGUGGAAAAUUUUCUUCGUUAGUCACAACAGAAAUGGAAAACACAUCUCAGAUAUUAUUAAAACGCUGUCACAAGAUAAAUAGAGAAGUAAAAGGCAAAAAUUGGGAAAUAAGUGAGACAAUAAAGUCACGUAUUGACCAGUUUAAACGAACCAUGCCACUAAUUCAAGAUUUGAAGAAUAGUGCAAUGCGAGAACGUCACUGGACACAAAUAAAAUCUGAAAUUCAAAAGUCAUUUGAUCAUGCAAGUGACAGCUUUACAUUAGAGCAAAUCAUUAACUUAGGUCUUGAUCAGUAUGCUGAACAAAUUAGUGCGAUAUCAGGUGCUGCUAGCAAGGAAUUAUCUAUUGAGCAAGUGUUGAAAGAUAUUGUAACUGUAUGGGAUUCUUUAGCACUGGAUAUAACUCCAUACAAAGAUAGGGGUCAUUUUAGAUUACGAAGCACAGAUGAAGUCUUUCAAACGCUUGAAGAUAAUCAAGUUACUCUGUCCACUAUGAAAGGAUCUCGGUAUGUGAAGCCAUUUGAGAAGGAUGUUGACAAAUGGGAACGAACAUUGUCGCUAAUUAUUGAAGUAGUAGAAAUGAUUUUAACUGUUCAAAGACAGUGGAUGUAUUUGGAGAACAUUUUUCUUGGUGAAGAUAUCCGAAAGCAGCUACCACGUGAAUCAGCAGAAUUCGAUGAUGUAAACAACAACUGGAAGAUUAUUAUGAAGCGGUUAAACAAGGACAGUAAUGCAUUACGGGGUAGCCAGUAUCCAGGAAUGUUGGAAACUCUAAAUAAAAUGAAUGUAAACCUGGAAGAGAUUCAAAAAUCACUGGACAUGUACUUAGAAACAAAAAGGCAGAUCUUUCCAAGAUUUUACUUUCUAUCCAAUGAUGAUUUACUGGAAAUUUUAGGACAAUCAAAAAAUCCUGAAGCAGUUCAACCUCACCUGAAGAAAUGUUUUGAUAACAUAAAGUCUUUAAAACUAUCCAAGAUGAACUUGACACAGAAAGUAGAAGCAAUUGGGAUGUAUGCAACUGAUGGCGAAUAUGUUGAGUUUGCUCACUCUGUACUGUUGGAUGGACCUGUGGAAGCAUGGCUAUGUGAUGUCGAAAGAAGCAUGAGGUGGACUUUAAAAGAAUUGUUAAAACUUACCCGAGCUGCGUUAAAAAAAGUUGGAACGAAACGUGAAAAGUGGGUGAAAGAUUGGGCAGGACAACUACUUAUUACUGCUAGCCAAAUCCAAUGGACAUCUGACUGCACAAAAGCCUUGUCAAUAACAAAAGACAAACAGGACAAGAAACCACUUAAAACAUUACGAAAGAAACAAAUAUCUAUGUUAAGUAAAUUUUCUGAAACCAUCCGUGGUAACCUAACAAAAAUUCAAAGAUUAAAGCUUGUUGCUCUGGUAACUAUAGAAGUACAUGCACGUGACGUGAUUGAAAAAAUGGUGAAAUCUGGGUGCUCUGAUGUAAAUGCUUUUGAUUGGUUGAUGCAGCUGCGUUUAUAUUGGGAUAAGGACGUUGAUGAUUGUGUUGUACGUCAAACAAAUACACAAUUUCAGUAUGGUUAUGAAUAUUUGGGGAAUUCGGGUCGUUUAGUCAUCACACCUCUCACUGACAGGUGUUACAUGACACUGACUACUGCACUCCAUCUCCAUCGUGGUGGCAGUCCUAAGGGGCCAGCUGGUACAGGAAAAACUGAGACAGUUAAAGAUCUGGGCAAAGCUCUUGGUGCUUAUGUUAUUGUUGUAAAUUGUUCAGAAGGUUUAGAUUUCAAAUCCAUGGGAAGAAUGUACAGUGGUUUAGCACAGACUGGUGCAUGGGGUUGUUUUGAUGAAUUCAAUCGAAUCAACAUAGAGGUAUUAUCAGUUGUUGCUCAGCAGAUUUUAUCCAUAUUAACAGCAUUAUCAGUGGGAAGUGAAAGAUUUGUGUUUGAAGGACGGGAAAUCAAUUUGGUAUGGUCUUGUGGAAUUUUUAUUACCAUGAAUCCAGGCUAUGCUGGUCGAACUGAACUUCCUGAUAACUUGAAAAGUAUGUUCCGACCAAUAUCAAUGGUCGUUCCAGAUUCUGCUAUGAUAGCUGAAAUCAUCUUAUUUGCAGAAGGAUUUAACAACACGAAAAUUCUAGCAAAAAAGGUGCAUACGUUGUACUCAUUAGCAGUUCAACAACUUUCAAAACAAGACCACUAUGACUUUGGGUUGCGAGGUUUAACUUCAUUGUUACGAUACGCUGGUAAAAAGAAAAGGUCAAAUCCCACCUUUUCUGAUGAGGAGGUGCUAUUGUUGUCUAUGAAGGAUAUGAACGUUGCAAAAUUGACAUCUCAAGAUUUGCUACUUUUUAAUGGUAUUAUGUCUGACCUUUUUCCUGGAGUCGAUACACCUAUUAACGAUUAUGGAAAGUUAACAAAGGUGAUUGAAAACGAGUUAAAAGAAAAUGGUUAUCAGUGUCAUCCAGUUACUAUUCAAAAAAUUAUCCAGUUGUACGAAACAAAAAAUUCCAGACAUUCUACCAUGAUUGUUGGUAAGACUGGGGCAGGCAAAAGUGUUGCGUGGAAGACAUUACAAGCAACAUUAUCAACAAUGAAGAAAAAUGAAGAACCAGGUUUUAAUACAGUCAAAGAGUUUCCAAUUAAUCCGAAGUCUAUCUCUUUGGGAGAAUUGUAUGGAGAGUUUGAUUUGUCAACCAAUGAAUGGUCAGAUGGAGUUUUGUCAUCAGUAAUGAGGCUCACUUGUUCUGAUGAAAAACCUGAAGAGAAAUGGAUUGUAUUUGAUGGACCUGUUGACACAUUGUGGAUUGAAUCAAUGAACUCUGUUAUGGAUGAUAAUAAAAUUUUGACUUUGAUUAAUGGAGAACGUAUCUCCAUGCCUGAACAGGUGUCCUUGCUAUUCGAAUGUGAAAAUCUUUCUGUGGCGUCACCAGCAACAGUCAGUCGAUGUGGUAUGGUGUACACUGAUUAUGAUGAUAUUGGUUGGAGACCUUUUGUGAAUUCCUGGUUGGAAAAGAGAAAAGACAAGGCCUCAGAAGAACAUUUGUUGCGAAUGUUUGAUAAGUAUGUACAAAAGGUUUUGGACUUCAAAAGAAUGAAUUGCACCGAACUCGUCACUACAUCAGAAUUAAAUUGCAUCGAAUCAUUAUGUGUUCUUUUGAAUGCAUUGCUAACAAACGAGAAUGGAGUGAUCAGUUCAGAUGAGGAUAAUUUUGCAAAAAUGAUUGAGUACUGGUUUUUGUUUUGUCUUAUUUGGUCAGUGUGUGCCUCUGUUGAUGAAGAAAGUAGAAAAAAACUUGACAAUUGUCUUCGAGAGUUAGAAGGUCAAUUUCCAGCUAAGGACACGAUAUACGAGUAUUAUGUUGAUGUAAAACAGAAGUCCUGGUCUUCAUGGGAAGAUAAAUUGCGAAGUGGUUGGCGAUAUUCACCAUCAAUACCAUUUUAUAAGAUCAUGGUCCCAACAGUUGAUUCUGUCAGAUAUAAUUUCUUACUGGACGUGUUAAUAAAUGCGAAGCGUCCUGUACUGUUAACUGGUCCUGUUGGUACUGGCAAAACAUCUGUUGCUCAGAAAGUUCUAGAAAAUUUAGAUCCAAAGAUAUGGGGUGUAUUGACAAUAAAUAUGUCAGCCCAGACCUCUUCAAACAAUGUUCAGGAAAUCAUAGAAAGCAAAGUGGAGAAGAGAACAAAAGGAGUGUAUGUACCAGCUGGUGGAAAACAAAUGAUAACAUUUAUGGAUGAUUUAAACAUGCCAUCUAAAGAUGAAUUUGGUUCCCAGCCUCCUCUGGAAUUGAUAAGACAGUGGAUUGAUUAUGGGUUUUGGUAUGACAGGCAAAAACAAACUAGCAAAUAUGUGAAAGAUAUGUUGUUAGUUGCAUCCAUGGGACCACCAGGUGGAGGAAGAAAUGUUAUUUCCGAACGUUUGCAAAGUCGUUUUAAUCUCGUCAAUAUGACAUUUCCACAGGAAAGUCAAAUUAAAAGAAUCUUUGGAACAAUGAUCAGUCAGAAAUUACAAGAAUUCGAAGAAGAAGUAAAAGCGACUGGAGAUAUCAUUACACAGGCAACAAUUGACAUAUACAACUCCAUUGUACAAACAAUGUUACCCACUCCAACAAAAAUUCAUUAUCUUUUUAACCUUCGUGAUAUAUCCAAGGUGUUCCAAGGUCUUCUUCGUAGCAACAAAGAUUACCAUGAUACGAAAAACAGUAUGGCGAGAUUGUGGGUACAUGAAUGCUUUAGAGUUUUUGCUGAUCGAUUGGUGAAUGAUGAGGACAGAGAAUCGUUUGUGACAUUGUUGAGUGACAAACUUGGAACAAUGUUAGACUUUUCGUAUCAUAAUCUGUGUCCCAAUAAAGUGCCGCCGAUAUUUGGUGACUUUAUGAAAGAAAAUGGCGUAUACGAAGAUAUCACUGAUUUUAAACAGUUAAAGAUUUUUAUGGAAGAACGUUUGGAAGAUUACAAUAUGGAACCUGGAGUGAUUUCAAUGGAUUUAGUUUUGUUUAGAGAUGCUAUAGAACAUGUGUCAAGAAUUAUUCGUGUGAUUGGCCAACCGCGUGGAAACAUGUUGCUUAUUGGUAUUGGGGGCAGUGGUCGUCAAAGUUUAGCAAGGCUUGCUUCAUAUGUUUUGGAAUACAAAGUGUUUAUGAUUGAAGUUACUAAACAUUACAGAAGAAUAGAAUUUCAUGAAGAUCUUCGAAGGUUGUAUUACCAAACAGGUGUGGAAAAUAAACCAACGGUAUUUAUUUUUACUGAUACACAAGUGUUGCAAGAAGCAUUUCUUGAGGAUAUCAACAACAUAUUAAGUAGUGGUGAAGUUCCAAACUUGUAUAAACCUGAGGAAUUCGAAGAGGUACGCGCUGCUCUCAGUGAUGAUGCUCGUAAAGAUGGCAUCAUUGAAACACCUGAAAAUAUGUUCAAGUAUUUUAUUGAUCGUGUGCGUGCAAACUUGCAUGUUACUUUGUGCAUGAGUCCUGUCGGUGAUCCAUUCAGAAACCGUAUAAGACAAUAUCCUGCGUUUGUGAAUUGCACAACGAUUGAUUGGUUUAGUGAAUGGCCUCGUGAUGCCUUGCUGGAAGUGGCGGAACGUUACCUUGACGAGAUGAAUCUUGGUGGAGAUGAGGUGAAAUCAAAGGUGUCAAAAGUGUUUGCAACCAUACAUCAAUCUGUGAGCGAUAUUUCUAAAAAAAUGUUAUUUGAAAUGAAACGACAUAAUUAUGUUACACCCACCAACUACCUGGAACUUGUAACUGGAUACAAAAGCUUGAUGAAUGAAAAACACAAAGAACUGGGCGAUGCAGCCAACAAGUUAAAAAAUGGUCUAGAAAAAAUCGAUGACACGAAACAAAAGGUGGAAGUGAUGUCUGUCGAGUUAGAAGAAGCCAAAGUACAGGUAGCACAGUUCCAAAAGCAAUGUGAAGAAUUUCUCGUGGUGAUCGUCCAACAAAAGCGUGAAGCGGAUGAGCAACAAAAGUCCGUUGCUACACGCAGUGAGAAAAUCCAAGAGGAAGAGGUAAAGUGUCGUUCCAUCGCAGAAACAGCACAACUAGAGCUAGACGAAGCGUUACCAGCCUUACAAGAAGCUAUCAAGGCUUUAGAAUCUUUAAAUAAGAAAGAUAUGACAGAAAUUAAAUCUUAUGCGAAACCGCCACCACUUGUUGAAAGAGUCAUGGAAGCCGUUAUGAUACUGAGGGGUCAUGAACCCACGUGGGCAGAAGCAAAGCGACAACUAGGUGAAUCAAACUUUAUUCAAAAACUUGUCAACUACGAUAAAGAGAACAUGAGUGAUCGUGUAUUGAAAAAGAUAGGAAGCUACUGCGCUCAACCUGAUUUUCAACCUGACAUAGUCGGUCGUGUGUCUGCUGCGGCUAAGUCUUUGUGCAUGUGGGUACGAGCUAUGGAAGUGUACGGUCGCAUAUAUCGUGUUGUUGAACCAAAGAAGAUCAGACUUGCCAAUGCUACAGCACAACUGGAGGAAAAGCAACAGUCUCUCUCAGAAGCGAAAGCGAAGUUGAAAGAAGUUACAGACAAAAUUGAAGCGUUAAAGAAGAAUUACGACGAAAAGUUAGCGCAAAAAGAAGAGCUUGGUAAUAAGGCUAGACAGCUUGAGUUGAAGUUAGAACGGGCUGGCAAGCUUGUGUCUGGAUUAGGAGGUGAAAGAGAAAGAUGGGAAGCUAGUGUGGCGGUUUUUGAAGAAAAUAUUGGCUAUCUUGUCGGCGAUUGUUUGAUUGCGUCAGCCUUCCUAUCGUACGUGGGACCAUUUUUAUCGAGUUAUCGUGACAGCUUGGUCCAAAGCACAUGGUUGGUUGAAGUGCGAAAGUUAAAAGUGUCUUGUAAUCCCGAGUUCUCGUUUGCUAACUUCAUGGCAAGACCAACACAUGUGCGUGAAUGGAAUAUUCAAGGUUUACCUUCGGAUUCGUUUUCGACGGAGAAUGGUUGCAUUGUCCAGCGUGGAAAUAGAUGGCCGCUGAUGAUCGAUCCUCAAGGACAAGCUCUGAAAUGGAUAAAGAACAUGGAAGGAAAGCGAGGGCUGAAAGUUAUUGACUUGCAACAAACUGAUUAUUUGAGAACGCUCGAGAAUGCUAUUCAAUUUGGAUCGCCAGUGUUGUUGCAAAAUGUGUUUGAAGAGCUUGACCCUUCUCUUGCGCCUGUACUAAACAAAUCUAUCGUUAAACAGGGUGGGAGACUGUUAAUGAAGUUGGGUGAUAAAGAAGUAGAGUAUAAUCCUGACUUCAAGUUUUACAUUUGCACAAAACUAAGUAAUCCACAUUAUACACCUGAAAUUUCAACCAAAACAACUAUAGUCAAUUUUGCUGUCAAAGAGCAAGGUCUUGAGGCACAAUUACUUGGGAUUGUUGUAAGGAAGGAGCGACCUGAGUUGGAAGAACAGAAGGAUUCUCUAGUAAUUAACAUAGCUUCUGGAAAAAAGAAACUGGAAGAGUUGGAAGACGAAAUUUUACGACUUUUAAGCACUGCACAAGGGUCGUUACUUGACGAUGAGCAGCUAGUCAACACACUCCACACUUCUAAAAUCACGUCAUCUGAGGUCUCUGAACAGUUGCAAACCAGUGAACAGACAGAAAUCAAGAUCGACACUGCUCGCGAGGGUUACAGAGCAUGCGCACAGCGUGCCUCGAUUCUUUUCUUUGUUCUAAACGACUUAGGUCGUAUCGAUCCGAUGUACCAAUUUUCACUGGAUGCGUAUAUUGAACUGUUUAAUAACUCGAUUGAAAAGAGUAAACGAAGUCAAAAACUUGAAGAGAGGAUACAGAACUUGAAUGAGUUUCACACAUAUGCUGUGUAUAGGUAUACCUGCCGUGGUUUGUUUGAAAAACACAAGUUGCUUUUUUCAUUUCAAAUGUGUGCCAAAAUACUUGAAGCUUCAGGUAAAGUCAACAUGGACGAAUACAAUUUCUUUCUUCGUGGUGGCGUUGUGCUUGAUCGAGAAGAACAAAUGGAUAAUCCAUGCUCGACUUGGUUGUCUGAUGGAGCUUGGGAUAACAUAACGGAGUUGGAUAAGUUACCAAAUUUUCAUGGGAUGAUUGCGUCGUUCGAACAAUAUCCACGUGACUGGAAUAUUUGGUUUACUUCUGCUGAACCCGAAAACGCAUCUUUACCAAGUGAAUGGGAGAAUGCGUGCAACGAGCUUCAACGUAUGCUUAUCGUGAGAUCGUUACGACCAGAUCGUGUAUCAUUUUGCGCAUCAUCUUUCAUUGUGAAUAAUUUAGGAUCAAAAUUUGUUGAGCCACCUGUCUUGGACAUGCGCGCAGUACUUGAAGACUCCACCACACGCACCCCUCUUAUCUUUGUGUUGUCGCCAGGCGUGGAUCCUACCAGUGCUUUGUUGCAGUUGGCUGAAUCAUGCGGCAUGAACAACAGGUUUCAUGCUUUGUCACUGGGUCAAGGUCAAGCCCCAAUUGCAACAAGAAUGAUCAAGGAGGGGGUACGAGAAGGAAAUUGGGUGUUCUUAGCAAAUUGUCAUCUAUCUUUGAGUUGGAUGCCACAGUUGGACAAACUGGUGGAACAACUUCAAGUUGAAAAGCCACACCCUGACUUUCGUAUUUGGUUGAGUAGCAGUCCGCAUCCAGAGUUUCCCAUCUCUAUUUUACAAGCUGGUAUAAAGAUGACCACCGAACCACCAAAGGGUUUGAAAGCCAACAUGAAGCGACUCUACCAACUGGUGACUGAACAACAAUUUGCUCGAUGUCAACAACAAGAGAAAUAUCGAAAACUUUUAUUUUCGUUGUGUUUCUUUCACAGUGUGCUACUUGAACGAAAGAAAUUUUUACAACUUGGUUGGAAUAUACCGUAUGGAUUCAAUGACUCUGAUUUCGAAGUAUCAGAAAACCUGCUCAGUAUCUACUUAGACGAGUAUGAAGACACACCGUGGGAUGCGCUGAAAUAUUUGAUUGCCGGUGUUAAUUAUGGUGGACAUGUGACGGAUGACUGGGAUCGUCGCUUAUUAAUGACGUACGUCAGUGACGCCUUUUGCGACGGUGUUCUGACCGUACCAUUUUACAAAUUUUCAUCCAACGUUUACUUUUACAUUCCGAAAGACGGACCUAUUAACACUUAUCGUGAGUUUAUAAGCAUGUUACCAAACGUCGACAAACCGGACACAUUUGGACAGAAUCCAAACGCUGACAUAGCAAGUCAAAUCCGCGAAACGAGGAAUCUUUUCGAAACCUUACUUUCUCUGCAACCACAAGUAUCCACAGGCGGUCAGGGUGAAAGACCAGAAGAUAAAGUCUUGGAACUUGCAGCAGAUGUGCUAAAGAAAGUCCCGGACGUAAUUGAUUAUGAUCAAACAGCGAAGAUAUUGAGCGACGAUCCUUCUCCACUGAAUGUCGUUUUGCUACAAGAAAUUACUCGCUACAACUCGUUACUGCACACGAUCAAAUCUUCGUUAACUGAACUACAGAAAGGAAUUAAAGGGUUGGUUGUCAUGUCAACCGAUCUUGAAGAAACAUUUAAUUGUAUAUUCGAUGGAAGAGUUCCGCCAUUAUGGGUGAAGGCGUAUCCUUCAUUAAAACCUUUAGCAUCCUGGACACGUGACUUGGUCUUACGUGUUGAACAGUUUAGUAAGUGGGCCACUACUGCGCAUCCGCCCAUUAUAUUUUGGAUGAGUGGUUUCACUUUCCCGACUGGAUUUUUGACGGCAGUGCUUCAAACGUGUGCCAGACAAAACAAUAUCUCGGUGGACAGUUUAUCAUGGGAGUUUGUUGUUUCAACAGUUGAUGAUUAUAACAUCACACAACAACCAAAGGAUGGAGUUUGGAUAAAAGGAUUAUUCUUGGAAGGCGCUGGAUGGGACAAGCGCAAUGCUUCUUUGAUCGAAGCAGAACCAAUGCAGUUAGUUUGUCCGUUGCCCACAAUUCAUUUCAAGCCUGUUGAAAACAAGAAAAAAACAGGAAAAGGUAUGUACGCGUGUCCAUGUUACUACUAUUCCAAUCGCGCUGGUGCUUCUGGACGACCGUCUUUCAUUGUUGCAGUGGACUUAAAAUCUGGGUCAGUCACUGCCGAUCAUUGGGUUAAGCGAGGCACGGCGUUAUUGAUGAGUUUGGAUGAUUAAGUUUUACUGUUUUACGGUUUAAUAGACCUCUUAUGGAUUGUAGAUAGUUAUUAAAAGGUUGUUGUUAUAUUUUUAAAAAAGUCAAACUAGAUGUGUACAUAGUUUAAAGAUUUAUAUACCUAAUUUAUUUUCACGAUAGUUAAUAUAUUUUUUCGUUAACAUAUUUUUUCGUAUUUUCAGACCUUUUUAAACCCGAAUUUCUAUUUAAAAUUAUGGUGUGACCAUCAUGAGAUAUAUACUUCGUAUUUUUAAAAUUUUUGGGUAGUGGAUGUGAUAAGCAAAUAAAAAAAAUCGUCGUACAAAGGAACAUUAACAUUUUUGAAAUUUCAAUACAAAAGAUUAUUUCUCUAUGUAUUAUUCAUUAUUCUAAAUGUAUAUAAUAUAGAGUUCUGUCUUUC
Hydractinia symbiolongicarpus is the source of this 14788-nucleotide messenger RNA. Its product is annotated as dynein axonemal heavy chain 2-like. The record is from RefSeq and is a predicted model, not a curated record. Gene Ontology annotation, molecular function: ATP hydrolysis activity; ATP binding; dynein light intermediate chain binding. Gene Ontology annotation, biological process: microtubule-based movement. The transcript is spliced from 70 exons. Gene Ontology annotation, cellular component: dynein complex. NCBI's taxonomy places the organism in Eukaryota, Metazoa, Cnidaria, Hydrozoa, Anthoathecata, Hydractiniidae. Bases 780 to 14390 code for a protein of 4536 amino acids.